Molecule: messenger RNA, 672 nt
Organism: Caenorhabditis angaria
Lineage: Eukaryota; Metazoa; Nematoda; Chromadorea; Rhabditida; Rhabditidae
Source: the annotation of a GenBank genome assembly
AUGGCUGAUUGGACACCUGCUGGAUUGAAACUCUUCAAGAAUGGUAAAUAACAUGAACGUGGCAGACUUCAAGAAUUUUUGUAGAAUCGGACGUACCUCAAGAGAUUUUAUAUAAACCACUGCGAAUUUGGAAAGGUUUCGAUCAAGUAAUUUUGUCAAGAACAUUUAUUGAAUCAAUUUUUGAUAAAUUGAACUUGGAGAGAAUUAUGAAAUUGAUUGAUCAAGAUAAGGUAGGUACUAUGUAUUCAACAUGGUUUUAUAAUAUUGAAUUUUUCAUUGAAGUUCUAUGGUGUUGAUGAAAUGUUGGUUCAAACCUUAUAUCGGAAUUAUCUUGGAUUGGAAGGCCAACCAACUUCAAAUUGCAAAAAUACAGUUCCGGAUACAGUUGAAUUAUGGAGAGAUUGGACAAUUGAACAACAUUCACAGGGGAAAUAUUUGAAAUCUUGUAAAUCAAAAUUUGAGAGACAUUGGAUUUGUAUCAUGGGUGUUGAGUAUUUACCAGAUUUUCUCGAAACGAAUUUUGUUAUUGGCAACAAAAUUCUAGAGACUUAUGAUGUUGGACCAGCUGUUUGUUCGAAAGAAAUUUUUCAGCGAAAUAAAAUCAAAAAAGAGGAUAACAAGAAUGGAACUUCAAAACUAUCCGCAAUUUCGAGAAAUGGAAAUGAAACGUGA